Molecule: messenger RNA, 474 nt
Organism: Fusarium pseudograminearum CS3096
Lineage: Eukaryota; Fungi; Ascomycota; Sordariomycetes; Hypocreales; Nectriaceae
Exons: 4
Coding region: 1-474 (157 amino acids)
Source: RefSeq, a predicted model, not a curated record
AUGCAAAGCCAGGACUCCGUGUACCACUAUCCAGCAUCGUUUGUCAUCGUUUUGGGUUUCCAUCAUUCAUGGCUGGGUAUUACAGUGUCUACGGAGGUUCUGUCCCGGGAGGGUAAUGACGAAAGUGCUCUCAUUCUGGUGAGAAACCAGGAGAAGACGAAAAGAAGUGAAGCUAUCGUCAGGACACGACUGCACUGUCUUACCCAAGCCAAGGUAGUAGACACUGAUAAAUCGGCAACUGGGCAUCAACAAAAGACAAAGGACGGGCAGACGGUGCCUUGCAGGAAUGUUAAAGCCGGGGCAGGGGACCCCGGAAAUUGCCCAAAUAGGAAACAUCAGAACAAGACCUGCAGAAUGGAUGUCUGUGCUCUUGAUGAAUAUGGCAUUACGUCAAGCGUCGAUCCGGAGAGCAAAAACAAAUAUGGUAGGAAGAAUCCUCAUGGAAGGCUGCCUGGAUUAGGAGAUACCUACUAA